Messenger RNA from Panicum virgatum (switchgrass), 627 nucleotides. Its product is annotated as putative proline-rich receptor-like protein kinase PERK6. The record is from RefSeq and is a predicted model, not a curated record. Gene Ontology annotation, biological process: phosphorylation. The transcript is spliced from 2 exons. Lineage: Eukaryota; Viridiplantae; Streptophyta; Magnoliopsida; Poales; Poaceae. Gene Ontology annotation, molecular function: protein kinase activity. The coding region runs from base 1 to 627 and encodes 208 amino acids.
AUGGGCGACAGGGCGUGCGGCGCGGGGGCUGCGGUGCGGCGCCAGCUCACCGACCGCAGCGACGUCUACUCCUUCGGCGUCCUCCUCGUCGAGCUCGCCUCCGCGCGCCGCCCCAUCGAGACCAAGCGCGAGAUGAAGGAGCGCCUCACCGCGCGCUGGGCCAUGGCCAGGUUCAUCGGCGGCGCCGCCGCCGACGUGCUCGACCCGCACCUCGCGCGCACGCCCGCCGCGGAGCGCGCGCUCGAGAUGCUGCUGGAGCUCGCCUUCCGGUGCAUGGAGAGCUUGAGAAGCUCGGCGGCGUGGGGGGCCGGAGCUCGGCGACGUUGGAGGGCCGGAGCUCGGCGGCGUGGGAGGCCGAAGCUGGGCGGCGUGGAGGGCCGGAUCUUGGCGGUGUUGGAGGGCCGGAGCUCGGCGGCGUGGGAGGCCGAAGCUGGGCGGCAUGGAGGGCCGGAUCUCGGCGGCGUGGGGGGCUGGAGUUCGCCGGUUCGGGGCUUCGGGAUCGCCGGAUCGGGCGGUCGGGCCGUCGGGGGGAGGCCGAGGCGGCCAGGCGCCCAGGCGGAGGCGCCGAGGCGGGGGGGGGGUCGGGUCGGGAGGGGUUGGGCCGUUGGGGAUGGGGGGGAGGGAUGA